This is a messenger RNA of Malus domestica (apple), 3787 nucleotides long. RefSeq names its product zinc finger CCCH domain-containing protein 38-like. NCBI's taxonomy places the organism in Eukaryota, Viridiplantae, Streptophyta, Magnoliopsida, Rosales, Rosaceae. Gene Ontology annotation, molecular function: metal ion binding. The record is from RefSeq and is a predicted model, not a curated record.
GCUCCUCUCAUUCUCCCCAGCUCCCUUUCCUCUACCCAGCGUACUCUCACACCCCUCUUUUGACAAAGAAAGUGAUUCAAGUAUGGCAAAGUCCUACAGGCGGCGGAGGUCUCCCAUCGCACUCUAGGGUUUCUCUCUAAUUUCUUAAUUUCAUGGGGGUCACUGCAUGGAGGGAUUACCAAUUUCGUACAAAAGUAACUGAUUGCAAUAGCUCCUUACCAAAGAGCUACAUUGGGACUUAGUACAUAUUAUUUGAUAAAUUCUUAGACUGGAGGUUGCUCUGAAAGGUUUGGGGAUAACAAAAUAGAAUUACUUCAUAGUCCAUGAAGUUAGAAGAGAAUACAUCAACCUUCAGCUUUGAUGCCCCUGAUGCUAAAUGUUAAUCGGUGUUAUGAUGAAGUGAGGGGAGGAGCCUGAAAGAUCCUUGAUUGAGGCUGGAGAGCAGAGAGAUAUUAUGCCUGCAUGCAACGAUUCAAAAGCCAUGCAAAGGCGAGAGUUUGUGUGCUUGAAGUUGAGGAUAUGGCUAGUUGUUGAAAUUUAUUGACUUGUUUGGAGACAGACUUGAGUGUAUCUUCAUUCCCUUGUGGUGGCCAUCAAUUUGGCUUGGGGCUUAGGAAAUUGCUGAUUGUUCUUCCCUGUUGUAAGACUAGGUGUUUUUUGUAUCUAGAUGUUACAACAUGGUAACUGGGGUCAGAGGUUGCAGUGGACGACAGCAGAAUCAGUGAUGUAUCCACAACAUGUCACUGCAAGAUGCCCAGAAUAAUCAAUUAUGGAUUUUUCUGAAUAAGAAUAAGUAAAGGGUGUCAGUAAGCCCGAGAGAAAUGAGUAGAAGCAACAGAAAGCGGUCUUCUAAAUGGGAUUUGGUAGAAGGGCCUCAAUUUGAAGAUGCAAAUAUGCAGGACAACGGUUGGAUGGGAAAGGCAGGUAGGGCAUUUCAUCAUAAGGAAUCUGGACGUGACUGGCUUUCUCCGGAGACAAAUGAUCUGCACAGACCUAAGCAUGAUUUGGAUAUGCCAUCCAGGGAACCUUUGCCCGGAAGCAGAGGCUCACAUAAAAAUGAGAGUAUCAAUAAGGGAUGCAAGAGAUACAUGAAUGACUCUAUGGUGUGGGAUGGAGAUGGAAAUUGCAGCACAAGGAUGUCUCCUGGUCUUGAUGAGUGGAGAGAACAUCGCAGUCGGUCCCCAAAAAGUGGUUGGAGAAGGUCACUGAGAGGUAGGAGUAGAAGUAGAAGCAGGAGCAGGAGUAAGAGCCAGAGCUGGAGCAGGAGUAAGAGCCAGAGCUGGAGUAGGAGCCCUGAUCGUGGUUAUAGGCGGGAAUCACUUUUCCUCGACAGAAAUAGAGGCAGGCCAGGAAUUUCAGCUCAAUUGUGCAAAGAUUUUAUGACUGGGAGAUGCAGGAGAGGUAGUGAUUGCCAAAUGCUUCAUGAGGGUAAUUCCAAUUAUGAUGAUAGCUGGGAAAGUCGACACAGGAAAUGUGAUGCUUCGAGAUACUCUACCCCUCCUGAUACCACCGAGUACUAUCCAUUAAAAAGUGAAAGAUAUUCUGCGUAUUGUAGUGAUUUUGCAAAAGGGAAGUGCCGGAGGGGGGCAUCUUGCAAGUUCGAUCACCAUCGUGCUUCUGAUGGAUUCAGUAAAGGUUCUACAAAUGAGAAUACUAGAGAAAGGGAAAAUGAAAGAAGGAACAGAGAUAUUUCUACAGAGCGAGGUGCUGAGCGUGUACUGCACAGGAGUAGUGAUAUUCCUUGCAAAUUUUUUGCUGCGGGAAAUUGUCGUAAUAAAAAGAAUUGUCGGUUUUCUCAUCAUAUUCAAGCUCGUGCAAGUCCUGAAAGAAUGUCACGGGAUGGCCGGUGGGGCCCAAGUCACAGUUUAAAUGAUGCAGCCCCAGCAUGGAGUGGUCCAAAAUGGAGUGAUACCGGGACUCUGUCAGAUGCCGCGAUGUUGACUGUAGAUAACAGAAAUAUUGGUGUUCCAGAGGUAAGGUCUAGUGCUUGGUCUGUAGAUGAUAAUAGAUGGGGGUGUGAUAAGAACAAUGAGAACAAAAAUUGUGCUGACCGUAGUGUUAGUCAUGAAGCAGUUGAGAGGAAUGAGAAGGAUACAAAUCUGUGGAACGAAGGUAGUGUGGGUGCUCGUGUGGAUCUUCCUAAAUCGAGAGAUACUGAAAAAUGGCUUGGUGACAUGUCUCCUGAUUGGAAUUACACGGUGCAAUCCUCCAACCAUGUUGGGAAACAAGAGCAUAGUCGCAUUACUCAAGGUUCAGAACCUUCCACUCAGGUGCAUGGUGCUGCUUCAAUUAUUGAACCAAUGGUAGCUGAAAGAUCUGAUUUUCUGCAGAACAAGGAUGUAAGGGUAGAUGGAGUUAUAUCCGUGCCAUAUGACAAUAGGACUGCCAUUGAAGAACCUUCUAGUUUUCGUAAUAACCUAAAUGUUACUGCAAAUAUCAUGGCCCGCCAAAGCUUUGACCACAGUGGCCAGAGUUCAAGUGCUUUUCCUUUUUCAGGAUUAAGCACAAGUGGGCAAAGUAAAAAACUAAUCCCAUGCGGAGGAGUUGUAAAAAGUCCACAAGAUACACUGUCCCCAGAGAGUAAAUCUGUGACCAAGUCAGAUAUAGGGGAUGCAAAAACUUCACUAGUUGAUGGAAUUCCUCAAGUUCCAAAUUUGGUAGGUGGUAAAGAACUUACGCAACUUACCAAUCUUUCAGCUUCUCUGGCUCAGUUACUUGGAAAUCGGCAGCAACUUCCACAGAUUUAUGCUGCUUUAAAUUCUCAUAAUGCACCUCUCCUUCCCAAAUCAGAAAGAUCUACUGAGCAGCUUUUGGCAGCAGCCAUUCAGCGCGAUCCAACGGUGGUAUCUCAUAAGCCGUAUGAUCCUAUGUGUGAUAGCAUAGAACAUAGAAUUAUUAACAAUCAAAUGUGCCUUUUGCCAAAUAGUGCUGGAAACACAAGCAUUGAUAGAAAAGUAGAGAACCUGUCAAAUGUUGUAUCUCUAUCGUCUUUACCUAGUGGAGCAAAUGCAAACAAUUAUCAUCAGACUAAUAAUCCAGUGGAAGAACCUACACAUAAGGAUCACCAAUUAAGUCAGCAUGGUGCAAAGUCUGAGGUUGUCGAGGGAAAUGGUGCACUUGGGGCCGAGGAAAGCAAGAGCGUGCAGGAAGAGAAUAAUUCCCCAGAGAAUGGUCCCAUAGAGGUCAAAGGGGGCAAGAAAGUCAAGGAAGUGAAGGGGAGCCGUGCAUUUAGAUUUGCACUUGUGGAAAACGUCAAGGAGCUUUUAAAACCCUCAUGGAAAGAAGGUCAAGUCAGCAAAGAUGCUUACAAAACGAUAGUGAAGAAGGUGGUUGAUAAAGUGACCAGUACCAUGCAGGGGGCUAAUAUUCCCCAGACACAAGAGAAGAUUGACCAUUAUCUAUCAUUUUCAAAACCGAAGCUUACUAAACUUGUACAGGCAUAUGUAGAAAAAAUGCAGAAGGGUUAAGAGAGACAACUUGUGUUUGUUCGCUUCUAUUGUUUUACAAAAUUCCGCCUGAUGUUCCCGGUGUGUUUAUGCUCCGGCAGCCUUUGGAUCUCUGAGGUUUUCUUUUCUUUUUCCGGUUACAUGAAACGUCUUACUUUUUCUUUUUUUUUUACUUUUUUUUUUAUCAUUCCCUUUAUGUAUACUAUUUGGUUCAUGGAUAGUGGAACUCUAGGACUAAGAUGGGCAUAUGAGAGAUUAAUUAUUCUUCCUCUUGUGUGUAAUGUUUGUGCUUCUUUCUUUUGUUUGUUGUUUAUAUAGGCAAUUAUUAUUUUUUGGUUAAC